Messenger RNA from Myotis daubentonii (Daubenton's bat), 8385 nucleotides. RefSeq names its product interleukin 17 receptor D (gene IL17RD). NCBI's taxonomy places the organism in Eukaryota, Metazoa, Chordata, Mammalia, Chiroptera, Vespertilionidae. The record is from RefSeq and is a predicted model, not a curated record. Gene Ontology annotation, molecular function: interleukin-17 receptor activity.
CCGCCGCUGCCGCCGGCGCCACCGCCCACUCCGGGCUGGCUCGCGGCGGUCGUCCGGGGCGCAGACUACGGCCGGGGUGGGCGAGCGCACGGCCAUGGCCCCGUGGCUGCAGCUCUGCUCUGUCUUCUUCACUGUCAACGCCUGUCUCAACGGCUCGCAGCUGGCCGUGGCCGCGGGGGGCUCCGGCAGAGCGCGGGGCGCCGACACCUGUGGCUGGAGGGGAGUGGGGCCGGCCAGCAGAAACAGUGGGCUGCACAACAUCACCUUCAGAUAUGACAACUGUACCACAUACUUGAAUCCAGUGGGGAAGCACGUGAUUGCCGAUGCCCAGAACAUCACCAUCAGCCAGUACGCCUGCCACGACCAGGUGGCCGUCACCAUUCUUUGGUCCCCAGGGGCCCUUGGCAUCGAAUUCCUGAAAGGAUUUCGGGUAAUCCUGGAGGAGCUGAAGUCGGAGGGCAGACAGUGCCAGCAACUGAUUCUCAAGGACCCGAAGCAGCUCAACAGUAGCUUCAAAAGAACUGGAAUGGAAUCUCAACCUUUCCUGAAUAUGAAGUUUGAGACGGAUUACUUUGUAAAGAUUGUCCCUUUUCCUUCCAUAAAAAAUGAAAGCAAUUAUCACCCUUUCUUUUUCAGAACCCGAGCCUGUGACCUGUUGUUACAGCCGGACAACCUGGCCUGCAAACCCUUCUGGAAGCCUCGGAACCUGAAUAUCACCCAGCACGGUUCGGAUAUGCAGGUGACCUUCCACCACGCUCCACACACCUUUGGCUUCCGUUUCUUCUCUCUUCAUUACAAACUCAAGCACGAGGGACCCUUCAAGCGAAAGACCUGUAAACAGGAGCAAAACACAGAGACAACCAGCUGCCUCCUCCAAAAUGUAUCUCCGGGCGAUUAUAUAAUUGAGCUGGUGGAUGACACUAAUACAACAAGGAAAGUGGUCCAUUAUGCUUUAAAGCCAGUGCAUUCCCCGUGGGCUGGGCCCAUCAGGGCUGUUGCCAUUACGGUGCCGCUGGUCGUCAUAUCGGCAUUCGCCACGCUCUUCACCGUGAUGUGCCGCAAGAAGCAACAAGAAAAUAUAUAUUCACAUUUAGAUGAAGAGAGUUCUGAGUCCUCCACCUACACCACAGCACUCCCGAGAGAGAGGCUGCGGCCGCGGCCGAAGGUCUUCCUCUGCUAUUCUAGUAAAGAUGGCCAGAAUCACAUGAACGUUGUCCAGUGUUUCGCCUACUUCCUCCAGGACUUCUGUGGCUGCGAGGUGGCUCUGGACCUGUGGGAAGACUUCAGCCUCUGCCGAGAAGGGCAGAGAGAAUGGGUCAUCCAGAAGAUCCACGAGUCCCAGUUCAUCAUUGUGGUCUGUUCCAAAGGCAUGAAGUACUUCGUGGACAAGAAGAACUACAAGCACAGGGGCGGCGGCCGCGGCUCGGGGAAAGGGGAGCUCUUCCUGGUGGCCGUGGCCGCCAUCGCCGAAAAGCUCCGCCAGGCCAAGCAGAGCUCCUCGGCGGCGCUCAGCAAGUUCAUCGCCGUCUACUUCGACUAUUCCUGCGAGGGAGACGUGCCCGGCGUCCUGGACCUGAGCACCAAGUACAAGCUCAUGGACCACCUGCCCCAGCUCUGCUCCCACCUGCACUCGCGAGACCACGGCCUCCCGCGAGCUCAUAACCUCCCGCGAGACCACGGCCUCCCGGAGCUCGGACACGUCAGCAGGAGGAACUACUUCCGGAGCAAGGCGGGCCGGUCCCUGUACGUGGCCAUCUGCAACAUGCACCAGUUCAUCGACGAGGAGCCCGACUGGUUUGAGAAGCAGUUGGUGCCCUCGCAGCCUCCCCCGCUCCGCUGCCAGGAGCCGGUCCUGGAGAAGUUCGACUCGGGCCUGGUGCUGAAUGACGUCAUGUGCAAACUGGGGCCCGAAAGUGACCUCAAGGCUGAGGUACCGGCCCCCGGGUCACCAGAGGGGCAGCAGCUGGGCCCCGACGAGGCCGCGGAGGCCGUGGGCGCCCCGGUCCUGCAGCCCCUGCUGCGCGCCGGGAAGGCCGUGGGCGCCUCGGGCAUGCCGCGGGACUCGGGCAUCUACGACUCCUCCGUGCCCUCCUCCGAGCUGUCUCUGCCCCUCAUGGAAGGGCUCUCGGCGGACCAAACGGAAACGUCCUCGCUGACCGAGAGCGUGUCGUCCUCCUCGGGCCUGGGUGAGGAGGACCCUCCUGCCCUUCCGUCCAAGCUCCUCGCCUCCGGGGUGUAUAAAGCAGAACCCGGUUGCUGCAGCUACACUGGUGAACUCCACGCAGUCGCCCCUUUGUAACAAAGCAGAGGAGUCGAAGCAUUGCCACUUUAGCUGCCGCCGCUCUCUGGUUCCCCAGCUCAUCUCUCUGGUUGUGUAGCCCACUUGGAGCUGAGGAUGGUUGGAGUGGAAUUCGCGCUAGUACUUGUUCUCCUUGCCCUUCUCCUCUAACAGAUACGUUGGCAAAGUCUCCAAUUUUCUAAAACCACAUGGAGCUCGGAAAGGCAUGUCCAUAAGAUUUGACAAUAGCUGGCCAUGGUAGGACAGACCUUGGGUUAGAGCCAGUCCUGGGAGGUAGAGAGGAAACAUAUAAAAAGAAACAGGAAAAUACCUGCACUGAUCGUUCAGACUUAAUUUAUCUCUGCAGACUUUGCCUAUUCAUUGUUGGCUACUUUGAUUUGAAAUGCUUUGUAGAAAAAGCACUUUUAAUACCUUCACAAACACAGAAAUCAAGUGUCAGUCUCUCUGGAACCCAUGUCAUUAGAGAUGAUACUCCUGUCCACUUUAGGUGUGGAACUUAUGAUGCCAUGGUUGUUUAAAAGGUCAAGAAGGUGACUGAAUAUAUAAUCACCUUUUAUAAAAUGAGUCUUCAUGUAUUUGUGGGUGGCAUGGCCGGCUGAGGUGGGGUUGCAGGGCCAGGAUGACUGUCUUUUGUCUGAGAUGGGCUGGUCAACAUGCAAAGGCACCAGAGCUCAGCUCCCAGGACCACCUCUGGGUCCGAGUAGCAUGCGAGGGCCGACCUGCCUGCCGAGCUCUCCUGGGCUGCAUGUGCUGCGCUGUAUCUCAGAUGGUGGUGCCUGGAAUUUUGUGUUUGAGAGACGGAUGCACAGCUGGACUCUAGUACUGGAAGUUGAGGUUCAUGUGUCACUUGGCUUCUGGUCUAAAAAACUGUCCAGAAUAUUUGGGGUCCGAAUCCACUGAAGUACAGCAGUGUGUGGAAGCGGUGGCCAGUUAAUCUGCUGAACUGGUUCUGACUAAUGACAAACCUCUUUUUAAGAAGGUGAAAAGGAGGGGACUGUUCCAAAGAUGAAUGUGCUCUUCAGAUACUGUCUAAAGAAGACAUGGGACCUGAAAUCAUGAAGUUCUUGAAUCUGAAAGUAUUCUCCCCACAACCCAGCCUGUGACUCAUGUUUCAUUUUGUGUUUCUUUUGUACUCACCCAAUGAAAGAUUUAUCUCUCGUGCUCCUUCCUACCGAAAACAGCUAUUUGGAGCUUAGAAGGAAAUAAUUUUCUAUAAAAAGAAAAAGAAAAUGUUCUGUUUUUAUGAAUGACUUCCCUAUAGAAUUUCUGUUUCCAAAGGGAAAAUAGUUCCCUUCUGCUCCCUGUGCCCUCUGGGAGUGUGAGCGUCCUUUGCCACCCUUUUCAUAGAUGCUGUUGGAUUUGGAACCCUGUUUUCUUAGCAUUUACACCAGGGACCAUGUUUUUGACUCCAGCAAAAAAGGACUGAUAUUAAAGGGGACGCUGAGAAACAUCCCAAGGAGGGGUGGGAGGUGGGAUGGGGCAGGACUUCUCUUUCCAAGCACAUGCUUGGCAGGUGGGGAAGGGAAGAUGACAUGCUCCUGGAAAGAAGAGGUUUGUGUAUAUUUUUGACGCAAAUGUCACACUUCCUGCUCUGUAAAGGCAGCUGGCAGCUUCUUGGGAGAAGAACGUGAUUGUCUGUUCUCUGGCAUCGAGUUUCCUGCAGCUGCUCUGAGGGAGAGACAAGUGAGCAGUAGAACUGCCUCCCCCAUAAAACCAGGCUUGUUGGAGAAGAGACGUUCCAUGCUUGUCACCGUGAAAUAGAGGACGAGCACAGAGCUCCUGCCCACAGGUGACCGUCCUGCCAUCCCAUCCUCGGCAUGCCUGUGAAGGAGCUUGGGCAGUUCAAACUUGCCAGCAUAAGAAAAUUCACUUUGGAACAUUAUGGGAGAGCUUUCUAUUGAGACCAAAUGGUGUAUGCUCCAAAGGAACUAUUAAGGGUCACUUUUAGGAUAGACAUUCAGCUUGGCUUGUGAAAUGAGGCAUCUGUGAGAAAGUGGCCCCAGUGGCAGCAUGGAGGAUGGGGUCAGGGGAGCAUCCCAAAUGUGGGCAGAGAGCUUGCUAAGUGAACUCACUUAUGAAAAUGGAAGGGAAAAAGGUGCUAGUCCAAAUAUCAGGUAAUGUUUUAGUUUGGAUUUAAGGUUUGGGCACUUAUUGUGAAACACUAAUAUUUGUGAUCAACAAAAUCAAACUGUUGUACACUGGGAAUGUCCAACUCAGAAAAAGUUGAGAAGUCCAACUUCCUUGUUUUGCCUUACUAGUUUCACUAUCUCCCCCGCAUCUCAUCCUGGGAAUGGGAAUAAUUGCCUUGUAGAUUAAGGCAAAACAUCUAUUUUAAGCAGAGCUCUUUUUUUUUUUUUUUUUUUUUGACUCACAUUGUUCUGGACAGUGGAAAUGAUAAGCCAGACUUCAGAUAAAGGUUCUGUAAGUCACAGGCUUUUAGACAUUGAGGAAACAAGUGGAACACAGGGAUGAUCUCGAGUCCUUGAUCCCAAGAGUCAAUGGCCUGUGGAGCUAAUUUAGAUGGUGUCCUCUGGACAGGAAGACAGUGUAAGUCCAAGGUUCCAGGUAACCAAGAAGCCUGCAGGUAGUUGAAGGUGGGUUGUUUAUCUUAACUCACAAUACCCUACAGAAAGGACUUAGCACCCGACACGGUCAUCUUUGCCAAGAGAGUCAGUGAUCAGAGAAGUGAAAGAAAGCCCAAGUCAAGGUGUGCUCUUCUCUCAGUUCAACUACAAGGGACCACCGAGGAGAGACCAGCCCACCCACACUGUUGGCAGAAGGUACUCCAGAGGGCCCAGUGCUGGGCCUUUGAACCACACUGCUCUCUAGAAGUCAUUCAGAUCCAGGCCCAGCUCAGUGACUCAGCCAGGUAAUAAUAUUUUGAGACACACAGGAGAUGGGCAGCCUGUAAAGUCAUGAGACAGAGUUUUUGAUUGACACAUGAACAGUAACUGAAGAUAGUGCCAGAUCAGAAGUUCAAAAUUAUGUCUUUAGCAACACUGACAUCUUUGGAAUCCAAUGUAUAGUAAUUUAAGUCCAGGUAUGUUUGUCAAAGUUUAGUCUUACUACUUCAUAGCCACAUGUGUGUGUGUUUGUUUUUUUAACCAUUCUGUAGUCUCAGGUUUGCUGACUUAAGUGUAAACAAACAGGAAAACCAUCUCUAAAAAUGUGGGUUUAUGUGAUUUUUUUCCAGAGUCCACCCCCCACAAAGGGUUGAGCAUCUUUUCUUAAAAAAACAAACCAAAACAAGGAAGAAAAAACGGCUAUUUUCCUGGAGAAUAACACAUCCUCCUCCCCAAAGAGAGAAAACCCUGCAGCAGUCUGCAACCGCCUGAACACUAAUUCAGCUCUCUUAGAGAUAGGAAUUACUCUUCAUGUCUUUAUUGGAGAGAAGUGGACAAGCCGAGGUGAAGGUCAUUAGACUUCUAUUUUGUUGGUGAAAACCGCUACUCUUAUUUAAUAGAUGGUAUGUCUUUAGGGGGCACCAGUGUAGCAGGCCAGGUGUAAUGAUAAAUAAGGUGUGAUUAUAAAUGGCAGUGACGUGUCCUCUCAGUGUUGGGGAGACGGCAUGGUGGGGACCAUGGUAAACUGAAGUGCUCCUCUCCUACCUACAGGCCGCAGGUACUCCAGCCAGUUGGGCACACAAUGUUUCCUGAUCUUCCCAUCUUUCAGGAGAAGCUGAGCAUUUGGGUUUUUAUAUGAAAAAUUCUGAUUUGUUUAGAAUUGACAACUAAAUUAUAAAACAUUUUAAAAUGCAUUCAGACCCAACAGAACACAUGGGUGGACCUGAUUUGGCCCACUAGCUGCCAGUUUGUCACCAAUCUCUGCUCAUAAGAUUUGAAAUGAAAGGCAUGCAUGGUAAUUAUAGAUUUCUGGUACCACCAGAAAAUGCUCUUGCUAAAUGCAGUCAGUAGCUAGAGUGCUGCUUUCCCUCAUUGCUCCCCCAAAGAAAUGUGAUAUGAUUGUGAAUGUAUUUGAAAUGUUUUGAUUGCUUUCUUUACAUUUUGUGGUGUUUUCAGAGAAAGGCAAGCCAGCUGUUAAUUUUAAAAUCAGAUUUCUCUCAAUUUAAAAAUAUGACAUUUGAAACAAUUUCAUUUAAGCUGUACAACCUUGAAGGACCUUAUUUGUAAUUAUAGCUCUUGGUUUAAAAAGUGUUUUAGAUGAUGUGCAAUUCUGAGCUUAGGCCAAGACUGAAUAAGGAAAAGCACGCAUUGUGGGGAACAGGGCAAGGAACUGAGUGUGUACUAGAGCCAGGGAUUUGCAUUGUCUUCGGCUUUAAAUGACCCGUGAAUUGAUUCUGGUUCAGAGGUGUGAAAUUAUAUACCAAGAAAAGCUAUUUUUUUGGUAUUGAGAUAGUAGUUAGGAGUCCUCAUGGGGUAUUGGGUCAUCCUUGCUAUAUCUCCUCCUCUCCAGGCUCAGGGUGAAAAUAAACAAAAGGAAGUCUAACUGUAAGCCAAUAGCUCUGAUUCCGAUUUCAGAGUUUUGGGGGUGGGUGAAAGUUUGGGUUAUCUAGCAUGCUCCCCGAUGACAGACAAGGCUGUGCCUGAAUUAUUUCAGACAUAUGGCUGUGGAUGGGAUCCUGGAUUUUCAGCAAAGGAGAUUCUGUAACCUAUCCUGCUGAUCAGAUAGUUCUUUGUACGUCUUCCCUAUAGAAAUUCAAACCAGCUUCUUUUGUUCAGUGUGCAGUGGAAAAAGAACAGCUGGUCACCUUCCCUAUGUUUGAAAACCAUAGUGAAGUCAUUCCCCUGGUGCUUUUAUUUCAACGAUAAAUAAUCCCACCUACUUAAGCCAUUUUUCAUAGCUCUUAUUUUCCAAGGACUUGGUAAUUUUCCCUGCUAUUCUGUUUCUCAGCUUCACACUCAGUUUAACUGCCCAAAUAGAAUGAGGUGCCUUAUUCACAUUGGUGCUUUGUGAAGACCAAGCUCAGGAUGGGGAUUACAAGGAAAUUCUUUUGUGCCCAGCUUCUCUUACUACUUAAACAUUUAAUGGCACUUUAUAAAAUGAUAUAUCACCUAUAUUCAAUUGGGGAUUGUUUGCCAUUUUUUUGGUUAUUGUUUUUUUCUUGGUGACAGUACUCUUAUCAUAUGUGCCCCCCCCCCCCCCCCCGCUUAAACAUUUGGUGCACAUUCUUAAUGUGUUUAAUGUAAUUCCUGAACUUCUUCAAGAUACUCUUUAAAGACCAGCUCUUACCUUCUGAGUGGCAGCUACUCCUCCCUCUCAAUUUUGGGUUUUAUUUUUUUUAUCUCUAGACAUACCUUUAUUACUCACAAUAUUAUUAAAUGGUUCAGACUUCAGUUUGACCACUGGUGAGACAGACCGUAGUUGCUAAGGGCUAGAUUGCAGAGAGGUCGAAUGAAGACUCUUGGGAAUUUUUGUUAGUUGUCUUCUCUCCUGCUCUUUGGUUCCUUUCCAAAAUUCAGCUGGGACCAGACUCCCCACGGGGCCUUUUUACGUUCUAAAAGGUUGCAGCCAUGGCUCUGAAUUGACCAAGCACUGUGUUUUCAUAUCCAGAAAACUUAGCAAAAGCAAACCAUUAUGACUGGUUUAUGCCAUAUAAGACUCAGAUGCAAAGAAGCAAUCUUUUGUUCAUAAGUGAUGUAGACAAAGCUGACUGCUCUAUUCAUUCGACAAAAAAAUUACCAUUGGAUUAUACUAAUGUGUAGUCAUCGGUUAUUUUUUUAAAAGGGUGUUUUGUUUUGUUUUUGUCUUGAGAAAAACCGUGAGUGUGAACAAAGAAAAAAUUUGUAAAAAUCAAAUGUGUUCACUUAGAGAGUAAGUAACUUCUGUUUUCAGGGUUAGUUUUUUCCUUUCCUACUACAGAAGCUCCCUGUUAGCACAUUCUUGGGGAAAGCCUGUGGAACACGGUGGUUAUUGCCAUUGUCUUUGUUUCAUCUUUAAGUUUGUCCCUUGUGGCGUCUGGUGGAAUAGUGAGCACUGACAGAAUAUAGCAUUAUUUUACAUGGAAAACAAUGUCUUUUUCAAUUUGUACAUAACUGAAUAGGUGACAGUAGAUCACAGCUGACAUUUGCAAAAUGUUGUUUUUGUACUUCUAGAAUUUCUGCAUCAAAUAAAGUGUUUUGUUUUAA